Knipowitschia caucasica is the source of this 234-nucleotide messenger RNA. NCBI's taxonomy places the organism in Eukaryota, Metazoa, Chordata, Actinopteri, Gobiiformes, Gobiidae. The record is from the annotation of a GenBank genome assembly.
AUGUGGUGGAAGCUGGGCCUACCUCCACAGAGAGCUCUCCAGGACCUUGGUGGAAUCGGCGUGGUAGUACUUGGUCAGGAUGAGGAUGACCUGGAGAAUAGAGACAAGUGCUCGGCGGAUCAGAGAGCGGUGUCUUUCAGGAUUCUGACAUACGCCGAGGUCUUCUGGGACUGCUGCUGCCGGAGUGAGAAUGUGCCGGAGGUCAGUCUUCACAGAACGGACCGCGACGUUUGA